This is a messenger RNA of Prorocentrum cordatum, 1345 nucleotides long. The record is from the annotation of a GenBank genome assembly. NCBI's taxonomy places the organism in Eukaryota, Dinophyceae, Prorocentrales, Prorocentraceae.
UGGAAGAAGUGGGCACCAUGGCGGCACUCCACGUACGCAAGCACCAAGGCUGGCUGGGACACCGUGGAGGCGCAGAUGGGCGAUGGCGGACAGUCCGACCCGAUCACCACGGUCUCCCUCAUCACGAGCUUGGCUGCGUACCAGGGCGUCGGCGAGAAGAGCGACCCCACCAUCACGGCCGCCUUGGACACGCUGCGCCGCAAAGCCCAAGAGGAGGAGGCCAACGCCAAGCCUGCACCAGCCCCACCCAAGCAGCGUACGGGCGCCCAGCUGCUGGCCGACGCCAAUCGCGCGCUCAAGGAGCUGGACAAUCGCAUCGAGAAGCAGCGGACGAAGCUCACGGGCGCGCAGCUGUACUUGGACGACCAGCUCGAGAAGAUGGACAAGUUGGCCCAGCAGAGGGUCGAGGUGCAGCAGCGGCAUCUCACGGCGCUCCAGCAGGCCAACCAGGAGUCGGGCAUCAUCGUGGUCAAACCCGAUGAGAAGACCCUCAACGUCAAGUUCGAGUACGACGGCUCGCUCUUCGAGGGCCUCGAGGAGUGCGACAGACCGUCCGAGGAGAUGGACAGCAUCAUGCAGUGGAAGAGCGAGCUGGAGCAGUUCCAGAAGGAGCAGCUGGGCACCCUGCAGGCGAAGUUCAAGUACAUCGAGGAGAUCCACCAGAAGGCAAAGAAGGCCAUGCAGGCACCCACCACAGCAACGCCAGCGAUCGCAAGCAACGGCGCAGGUGCGGCAGCCAUCAACCCCGAGGACGAGAAGAAGAAGAUCAGGGAUGCCAAUCAGCUCAUGAGCAAGCUGACGGUCUGGCUGAUGGUGCUGAGCAGUCUGGGCUUUAGCGAGGCGCAGUCCACCCAGCAGCAGAGCGAGGAGUUCCAGGUCCUGUUCGGCAACGUUGCGGAGUGGGGCCCACAGGUGCAGAACUACGUACAAGGAUGGAAGGCGGCGAUUACCCCCGCGGUCCCCAGUGGCAAGUCGGAGAAAGGAUGGUCCGAGGGUGAACUCGUCGCCACGCGCACACACAUACAGUCCACGUCCUUGGAGCACUGGAAGGGCAAGCACGACAAGCAAGGGCACUCGGCCUUCGUCGGUUUCUCCCCCAUGGUGCUGCACCUCAGCAUCGGCAAUUUCAUCAUCAUCGCGGCGUACCUACUACCGACCCUGCGUUUCACGGGCAGGAACCGAAAGGUCAUGGCAGCCCUCGCGGCCUUCGUGCGCUUGCUGAAGGACCCAUGGCUCGUCGUGGCAAAUUGGAACUGCGUCCCUACUGAGCUGCUCGCAUCUGGUUGGAUAGAACAGAUGCGAGGCGAGAUCGUCACGGGCCCAGAGGAGGUCACAUGCGACAAAG